Molecule: messenger RNA, 2400 nt
Organism: Eutrema salsugineum
Lineage: Eukaryota; Viridiplantae; Streptophyta; Magnoliopsida; Brassicales; Brassicaceae
Product: peptide-N(4)-(N-acetyl-beta-glucosaminyl)asparagine amidase
Exons: 17
Coding region: 57-2255 (732 amino acids)
Biological process (GO): protein quality control for misfolded or incompletely synthesized proteins; protein deglycosylation; glycoprotein catabolic process
Cellular component (GO): nucleus; cytosol
Molecular function (GO): peptide-N4-(N-acetyl-beta-glucosaminyl)asparagine amidase activity
Source: RefSeq, a predicted model, not a curated record
UUGCCUUGUGUUUAGAGAAAAGAGAUCAUUUUGGAAUUUCAGUCCUUUGAGGAAAAAUGGUGGCUCGGAAGUUUGUCAUCCACCACCAAGAUUCGAUCUUUGAAAUCGACUACGACACCGAAUAUGGCGUUGAGGUUUUACAGACUCAGAUUUUCUCCCUCACUUAUGUUCCUUCUGAUGAGCAAAAGAUCGUUGCGGAAGAUGAUGAUCGAGUGGUAUCGUUAUCGGAUGAGACUGAUCUCACUUCUAUACCCGAUAAGCUUCGAUUGGUCUCAACUGGAGGAAACUCCGAGGACAUUUCACAAGGAACCUCUGGUCAGAUCGAGAAAUCUGAUGCGGAAAUGGUGAAAUCAGACGAAGAGUUGGCACGAAUGUUGCAGGCAGAGGAAGAGGCGAUGAUGUUUCAACAGUAUGUUGCUGCACAAGAUAGCAGCGAAUUCGAGAGCAGGAUAAGGCCUUAUGUCAGCCAAGUCCUCAUGUAUGAAGAUCCAGUCCGUCAAGAAGCUGCUCGAAAGACCGUUCCUAAAGACGAGCUCGAGGAGAAAGCUUUGGUUUCUCUGGCCAAGGAGGGGAAUUUCAAGCCAUCUAAACAUGAAAAAGACUACGCUUUCCUGCUUCAGCUACUUUUCUGGUUCAAAAGAUCCUUCAGAUGGGUCAAUGAACCUUCGUGUGACUAUUGUGGAAACAAAACCAUAGGCCAGGGGAUGGGAAACCCACUUACCUCAGAGCUUGCUUAUGGAGCAAAUCGAGUUGAACUAUAUCGGUGUACCUCGUGUCCAAUAAUUACUCGAUUCCCUCGGUACAAUGAUCCUCUUAAGCUCGUAGAAACAAAGAGAGGUCGCUGCGGGGAGUGGGCCAACUGCUUUACGCUAUACUGCCGCUCGUUUGGCUAUGAUUCUCGUUUGAUACUGGACUUCACAGAUCACGUCUGGACGGAAUGCUUCUCUCACUCAUUGGGAAGAUGGAUUCAUCUUGACCCUUGUGAAGGAGUGUAUGACAAACCCAUGCUAUAUGAGAAAGGAUGGGGUAAAAAAUUGAAUUACGUUAUUGCGAUUUCCGUGGACGGGGUUUGUGAUGUCACUAAGCGAUAUACAAAGAAAUGGCAUGAGGUUUUAUCUAGACGAACUCUCACAACUGAAUCAUCUCUGGAAGCUGUUCUACGAGCCCUGACAGAGGAACGGCGAGGUAGCUUUAUGUCACAAGUUUCUGCGCUUAAACUCCGAGACAGAAAUGAGCAGGAAGAACUCGAGAGAAAUCUGCAUUCCCCAGAUGAUACCUCGGUUUCUUUACCCGGAAGGCAAAGUGGAGAUAAAGAAUGGCGCAUUCUGAGAUCAGAAUUUGGUUCAGGAGAAAACAGCUCUGUCAGCUCGUCCUCUUGCCCAGUUCGCACAUGCGUUGAUGACCAUGUGACCAACAUUCAUGACUCGUUUCUGCCUAUCGUGACUCAGUUCGUUGUGGAUGAUUUACCUGUAGCAAGAGCAAUCGAGGUCCUUAAUAUGAUCAAGCAAGUCCUUGUGGAUCUGAAGAAUGCGCCUUUCAAAACGAGGAAGGCUCGCUUGACUUUAGAUGCAGAUAGCUCAAGUUCAUUCCCAGAGCAGUUUCUCCCCGCACUGGAAGUUUUGCUUUUUGCUCUUUCUUUGAAGAGCCAGAAAGACACAGACGAGAAAAGUCUCACAAUAUGCUUGGUGGGUAAACCCACAGAAACGGCUUUAGCAUUGCCAGUUGCAUUGGACGCUUUAAGGGAACUGGUCACUGACCUCAGAAAAUGCCAAAACUUGAACAAAGAUUCACUGUCUUUUCCAUUUCUGAAACAGAACAGGGUAUGCUCUGGUUCUGUCCUCGCGAGUGGUGAAGAGCUUCCUUCUGGCAUCGCAACCGCAGCUUUUGAUGGAAUCCAAGAGUCCAAAUGGGAGGAACCAAAUGGUGCAAAAGGCUGUUGGAUCGUGUACAAAACACUCUACAACCAGGUGCAACAACUCAUUGCAUACGAGCUCAUGUCUGCAAAUGAUGCCCCAGAGAGAGACCCCAAAGAUUGGGUUCUUGAAGGAAGUAACGACGGUGGAUCGACAUGGCAUGUUCUGGAUAAGCAAACUAAUCAGGUAUUCGAGGAGCGGUUCCAACGCAAAUCCUACAAAAUAACAUCUCCCGGGAUCCAAGCAAAUAUCUUCAGGUUCCGAUUUUUGUGUGGACGAGACGUGAAUUCGACCUCCAGACUACAAUUAGGGAGCAUCGAUCUAUACAGGAGCCACCAUUAAUUAAACGAUGCACAUCAAAUGUACUAUAUGUAUAAUCAUCCAUUGUGAAUACUUUCUGCAAAUUGAUGUCUUAGUGGGGGAAUUAUUGGCCUGUGUUGUUUAAUGUGCAAGUGUAAGCUAUUGUUAUUGAUAAGUAACUUCAUGA